Molecule: messenger RNA, 2100 nt
Organism: Coccomyxa subellipsoidea C-169
Lineage: Eukaryota; Viridiplantae; Chlorophyta; Trebouxiophyceae; Coccomyxaceae
Product: peptidase M3 family protein
Exons: 15
Coding region: 1-2100 (699 amino acids)
Biological process (GO): proteolysis; peptide metabolic process
Molecular function (GO): metalloendopeptidase activity
Source: RefSeq, a predicted model, not a curated record
AUGGAAGCAGACACCUCAGCAUCCACAAAUCCUCUGCUUACGGACGCUCCGUUCCCACUCUUUGACCAAGUGAAGGCGGAGCACGUCGUUCCUGGGAUCACCAAGCUCAUAGAAGACCUCAACGCCGAGCUGGACGAGCUUGAGAAGACGGUGCAGCCGACGUGGAGCAGCUUGGUGGAGCCUCUGGAGCGCCUCACAGACAGCAUCAGCCGUGCCUGGAGCACUGUCUCCCACUUGAAGGCAGUAAGGGACAGCGAGGCGCUGCGCAAGGCAGUGGAGGAGGUGCAGCCGCUGCAGGUGAAGCUGGGCCUGCGCAUGGCGCAGAGCAAGCCGCUCUACGAGGCAUUCCGCGCGCUUCGUGACGGCUCGGACUGGAACGGCCUAUCAGAGGCGCGCAAACGGGUUGUUGACAAUGAGCUGCGUGAUUUCGUCCUGGGCGGCGUCGCCCUGGAGGGGGAGGCGAAGGAGCGCUUCAACGAGAUAAAGCAGGAGCUGAGCCAGAUCAGCACCAAGUUCAGCAACAAUCUGCUGGAUGCCACCAAGGCCUUCAAGAAGCUCAUCACUGACAAGGCCGACGUUGACGGCCUGCCCGCCUCUGCCCUCGCCCUGGGAGCCCAGCAGGCUGAGAACGAGGGGCAGAAGGGCGCCACAGCGGAGGAGGGGCCGUGGCUUUUCACGCUGGACUUCCCCUCCUACCAGCCCAUCCUCACGCACGCCAAGAACAGGGCAUUCCGCGAGGAGUUUUACCGCGCGUUCAUUACGCGGGCGUCGUCGGGGGAGAAUGACAACACGCCCCUGAUCGAGCGCACGCUGGCGCUGAAGCGGGAGCAGGCGCAGCUGCUGGGCUACCCCAAUUACGCCGAGGUCUCCCUGGCCAGCAAGAUGGCCACGCUUGAUAAGGCGGAGGGCCUUUUGGAGGAGCUGCGGGGCGCAUCCUACGACGCGGCCGUCCGCGAGAUGGACGAAGUCAAAGCUUUCGCCACAGAGAACGGGUUCACAGGGGAGCUGCUGCACUGGGACGUAAGCUUCUGGGCGGAGCGCCUGCGCGAGGCUAAGUUCAACAUCACCGACGAGCAGCUGCGGCCCUACUUUUCGCUGCCUAACGUCCUCGACGGCCUCUUCAAGCUGGCGGGUGAGCUCUUUGGCGUUACCGUGGAGGCGGCGGACAACGAGCACCUGUGGCACCCGGACGUGCGAUUCUUCUCGCUCAAGCGCGACGGCCGCCAGAAGGCCUUCUUCUACCUCGACCCCUACUCGCGCCCAGCAGAGAAGCGCGGCGGUGCGUGGAUGGAUGAGGUUGUGGGCCAGUCGCGGCUGCUGGCGGGUCCCGGCGAGGCGGUGCGGCUGCCGGUGGCGCACAUGGUCUGCAACCAGACGCCGCCCAUCGGCGACAAGCCCUCCCUCAUGACCUUCCGGGAGGUGGAGACGCUGUUCCACGAGUUUGGGCACGCGCUGCAGCACAUGCUGACUCAGCAGGAGGAGGGCCUGGUGGCCGGCAUCCGCGGCGUCGAAUGGGACGCCGUUGAACUGCCAUCCCAGUUCAUGGAGAACUGGUGCUACAACCGGGAGACGCUGAACUCGUUCGCGCGGCACUACGAGACAGGCGAGCCGCUGCCCGAGGACCUGUACCAGAAGCUGGUCGCCGCGCGCACCUUCCGGUCUGGGUCGGGGAUGCUGCGGCAGCUGCACUUCAGCGAGCUUGACCUGGUGCUGCACUCGCGCUAUGAGCCGGCUGAGGGCCGCACGGUGUUUGAGUCGGAGGAGGUCAAGGCCGUCGAGUCGCGCACCACCGUGCUGCCCCCGCUGCCCGAGGACAGAUUCCUGUGCGGCUUCAGCCACAUAUUUGCGGGCGGCUACGCGGCGGGCUACUUCAGCUACAAGUGGGCCGAGGUGCUGAGCGCGGACGCAUUCAGCGCGUUCGAGGAGGUUGGCCUGGACAACAAGCCGGCGGUGGCCGAGCGCGGCCGCGCAUUCCGCGACACCGUCCUGGCACUCGGCGGCGGCCGGCCGCCAGCCGAUGUGUUCCGGGACUUCCGAGGGCGCGACCCUUCGACAGAGCCCCUACUGCGCCACAAUGACCUGCUGCCUGUGGCAGCUUGA